This is a messenger RNA of Microtus ochrogaster (prairie vole), 2420 nucleotides long. Its product is annotated as polypeptide N-acetylgalactosaminyltransferase 4. The record is from RefSeq and is a predicted model, not a curated record. The transcript has a single exon. Bases 244 to 1992 code for a protein of 582 amino acids. NCBI's taxonomy places the organism in Eukaryota, Metazoa, Chordata, Mammalia, Rodentia, Cricetidae.
CUGAGACGAGCAGGAGGAAGUGGGGACCGACCAGUUGAGCUGCACCGGAGGCCGAGGAGCAAGGGGGGCGGGGGUCUCAAGUGACCCCCGGGAAACUCCGGUGUCCUGGAAGGAGCCCAGCGCCUACAUGAAAGGAGGGACGUGGUUGGAAGGUCGCACCUACCUGAGCCGGGAAACUCCAGCUACUGGGUCCGCAGCACUUCCCCCGCGUGCUGGCUGGGUGGCCGCGUCUACGCACGAUCCAUGAGGAUCCGGAUGGCCGUGAGGUGGACCUGGGCAGGCAAGAGCUGCCUGCUGCUGGCGUUUUUAACACUGGCUUAUAUCCUGGUGGAGUUCUCCGUCUCCACUUUGUAUGCCUCCCCAGAAGCCGGCCAUGCCAAGGAGCUGGGGCCAAGGCGGCGCUCAGACAUUGAGACGGGGGAAGAGGAUUUGUCUCAGCCUCUUUAUAUAAAGCCCCCUGCAGAUUCCCAUGCUCUUGGAGAAUGGGGGAGGGCCAGCAAACUGCAGCUCAACGAGGGCGAACUGAAACAGCAGGAAGAACUCAUUGAGAGAUAUGCCAUUAAUAUUUACGUCAGUGACAGGAUCUCCCUGCACCGCCACAUAGAGGAUAAAAGAAUGUCCGAGUGUAAAGCCAAGACGUUCCACUACAGGUCGCUUCCCACCACAUCAGUUAUCAUCGCCUUCUACAACGAAGCCUGGUCCACUCUGCUUCGAACCAUUCACAGCGUUCUAGAAACGUCACCUGCGGUACUCUUGAAGGAGAUCAUCUUGGUCGAUGACUUGAGUGACAGAGUUUAUUUGAAGUCGCAACUCGAAACUUACAUCAGUAAUCUCGAUAGAGUGCGCCUGAUUAGAACGAAUAAGAGAGAGGGGCUGGUCCGGGCCCGCCUCAUUGGGGCCACUUUUGCCACUGGGGAUGUUCUCACGUUCCUGGAUUGCCACUGUGAGUGUAACACUGGUUGGUUGGAGCCACUUUUAGAAAGAAUUAGUAAUGAUGAAACAGCAAUCGUAUGCCCUGUUAUUGAUACUAUCGAUUGGAAUACUUUUGAAUUCUACAUGCAGACUGGGGAGCCCAUGAUCGGUGGGUUUGACUGGCGCCUAACAUUUCAGUGGCAUUCUGUCCCCAAACAUGAACGGGACAGGCGAACAUCAAGAAUCGACCCCAUCCGGUCACCCACCAUGGCAGGAGGCCUGUUUGCCGUGAGCAAGAAGUAUUUUCAGUACCUGGGAACCUACGACACGGGCAUGGAAGUAUGGGGAGGGGAGAACCUUGAGCUGUCUUUCCGGGUUUGGCAGUGCGGCGGCAAACUGGAGAUCCACCCAUGUUCUCAUGUGGGCCACGUGUUCCCCAAGCGGGCGCCAUAUGCUCGCCCCAAUUUCCUACAGAAUACGGCGAGGGCUGCCGAAGUCUGGAUGGACGAAUACAAAGAGCAUUUCUAUAACCGAAACCCACCAGCUCGGAAAGAGGCCUAUGGUGAUAUUUCUGAAAGGAAGCUGCUGAGGGAGCGGCUGAAAUGCCAGAGCUUCGACUGGUAUUUGAAAAAUGUGUUUUCUAACUUACACGUCCCUGAGGAUAGACCUGGCUGGCACGGAGCUAUUCGCAGCAUGGGCAUCUCUUCCGAGUGCUUAGACUAUAAUGCUCCCGACAGCAACCCGACAGGUGCUAACCUUUCCUUGUUUGGAUGCCACGGUCAAGGAGGCAAUCAAUUCUUUGAAUACACUUCCAACAAAGAAAUCCGAUUUAAUUCAGUGACUGAAUUAUGUGCGGAGGUCCCCGAACAAAAGACUCACGUAGGGAUGCAAAACUGUCCCAAGGAUGGUCUCCCUACCCCGGUCAACAUCAUUUGGCUUUUUAAAGAAGACGGCACGAUUUUUCACCCUCACACAGGACUGUGCCUUACUGCUUUCCGGACAGCCGAAGGCCGACCCAGUGUGCAGAUGAAAACAUGUAACGCCCUUGAUAAAAACCAGCUCUGGCGUUUUGAGAAAUAGACAACAGCAGGAGACCAUCUUCUGUUUGGGAGCUGACAGUAGCUCCUGGAAAGUCAGAGUGACCAGUGAUGAUUGUAGUCUUCCUAGAAGUCACCCAGAAGCUGGCCCUGAGAACACUGGCAAGCCACGGUUCAUGUGGCGAUGUCACUCUGAAGCUGGGUGCCCAGAGCAUCACUGCUCAAUCUUUCAAAGUGCCUUCUUUCCUCGGGGCUUGUUCUAUUUAAGAAGCUUUGUUGAUGUGGUCCCCUGCUUCUCUUCGAAGAAGCUGCUGUGAAUUGAUAUGCACAAAACACUUAGGUGUGGGCUGUGGGUGCAGCUCAGCAGCGGGUGCAAGACCCUGCGUGGACCCACGGCGCCACAAAAUGCACACUUGAGUGCAAGACUUAAUAUUAAAGAAUGUAAAAGCCCAAGCAAAAUGGGGUAUGAUU